AUGGCGGAGGUAUCGACUCUGCCUCUGCAGUUCGUGGUGGCCGCGUUCCUUGCGCUGUCUGUGGCCACGACAGCGUCGGCGUCACCUGCGCCGGCAAACCGGAGCAGCUGCUACAAGCGUAUGUUCAGCUUCGGCGACUCUCUGAUCGACACCGGCAAUUUCAUCGUCCACUACGCCAAUGCGUCGGGCCCCGUCCUGGCGUUGCCAUACGGCGAGACCUUCUUCGGACGCCCCACCGGCCGCUGGUCCGACGGCCGCCUCGUCGUCGACUUCAUCGUGGAGAGGCUGGGGUUCCCGUACUGGCCGGCGUACCUGCAAGCGGCGGCAGGGAAGUCGCCGGCGGAGGAGUUCCGGUACGGCGCCAAUUUCGCGGUGGCGGCCGCCACGGCGUUGAGCCAGGAGUUCUUCAUUAAAAAGAACCUCAGCGUUGACCAGUUCCCACCGAUCCCCCCCUACUCCCUCGACGUCCAGAUCGGCUUGUUCAAGAAAGUGCUUGCCGCGCUCGCCUCCACGGACCAAGAGCGGAAGGAGGUGAUGGCGAGCUCGCUGUUCCUGGUGGGAGAGAUCGGCGCCAACGACUACAACCACCCCUUCUUCCAAAACAAAACAGUCGAAUGGGUCAGGCCCAUCGUGCCCCAGGUCAUCAGGUCCAUCGCUCUCUCCAUAGAGGCCUUGAUCGAGCUGGGCGCCAAGACCAUGUACGUGCCGGGCAUCUUCCCGCUGGGGUGCACCCCGCAGUUCCUCUUCCUCUUCCCCGGCGACGACCGCGACCCUGCCACGGGCUGCCUCCGGUGGCUCAACGACCUUGUCCUCGUCCACAACCGCAUGCUGAAAGCCAAGCUCGAGGAGCUCCGCCGCGACCAUCCCGGCGUGUCCAUCACCUACGUCGACACCUACGACGACGUGCUCACCCUCAUCACCAAGCCGGCGGAGAACGGGUUCGCCGUGGAGACGGUGCUGAAGGCGUGCUACCCCGUCUUGAAUGCCGGGCAGGCGGCGGUGCCGUGCACGGACCCGUCGACGUACGUGUCGUUUGACGGCCUGCACAUGACAGAGGCCGCGUACAAGAUCAUGGCCCGCGGGGUGCUGGAUGGCCCGUUCGCCGCGCCGCCCAUCAUGUCCACAUGCAACCACCACAACUGCUAG
Messenger RNA from Triticum turgidum subsp. durum (durum wheat), 1146 nucleotides. The record is from the annotation of a GenBank genome assembly. NCBI's taxonomy places the organism in Eukaryota, Viridiplantae, Streptophyta, Magnoliopsida, Poales, Poaceae.